CACGGCUUUUGCGUGUUCUUACCGAACUUGAACACAGUGGACAUGGACAACAAACGCGGUCUGCUUACAUCCGGCAGAUGUCCGGCUACCGCUGAUCUCCAUUUGUGAUGUCACCCACCCAUACCUGUUCAGUACAUUACACCGAGGCGAUUGGAAGUUUGCCCUGCGUUCACGGCAAACGCCUGGACUCUAGCAAGGAAGAGCUUGCAUGCGCACAGAGACCAAGAGAUCGGCAGAUGUAGUCCCCGAAGAUUGGUAUACCAGAUCCAAUCGUAUCGGAAUGAAACGACGAGAAAUUCGCCGUCACUGCAUUCCCGUAAUGCCCCCACGAAGGAGUUGCCAGCCGCUCCACAGCCCUCACCCUGCGCUACCGUAUCUCCAGGGACGGGUACCUGGAAAGCCAAAUGCUAGACGAGGCCCAUAAUACUAUCCGUUCCCGCUGUUCAUGGAUGUUCCAUAGGAUUUACCUUCCAGAACUCGAGCACCCUCAAGCGACAUGACUUUCAACGUCGGCCUUGGAACUGAAGGCUCAGUUGAGCGCGGAUGGGGACUUUGGCUCACCAGUGUCCUAUCUGUUAUUAUCGCCGGUCUUUUCGUCAGCGCACGUCUAGCGCAGCGAUUCAUCAAGAGUAGCGGCCUGGGAAUGGACGACUACAUGAUCAUCGCCGCCUUACUUUCAUCAGUUUUACUCUCUGUAACAGAGUGUCAAGCUGUGGUAUAUGGCUACGGGAGACAUUGGAAAGAUCUACCUGCCGACUCCCGCGUUAUUGCUCGCAAAUGGUUCUAUGGAGCGAAUAUUGUUUACAAAGUCGUUCUCAUGUUCAACAAGAUCUCUGUGGUUUGCCUGUACUACCGAAUCUUCGCCAUCACCACAAAGUCUUUCCGUAUUGCCUGUCAUAUCAUGAACGCUUGGGUCAUCAUGACCGGUUUUGCUUUUACUAUCGCAACGGUUUUCCAAUGUACGCCAAUCGCCGCAUUCUGGGACAAAACCAUAUCUGGAGCCAGAUGUUUCAAGAAUGAACCCUGGUGGAUUUCCUAUGCCACUGUUCAAAUUACAACCGACUUCAUGCUCCUUGCAAUGCCUUUUCGAAGAAUCCUAGGACUCUCCAUGGGACGAGCCGAGAAGUUGGGUGUGGCACUUGUUUUCGGUACGGGUGGCUUUGUCACUUUUGCGUCUAUCUAUCGUGCAACUACAAUCGCCAGGUCCGCAAACGAUCCCGAUCCGACCUGGGGCCCUGUUCCUGCUACAAUAUGGUCAGUGAUAGAAGCCAACGCUGGUAUCAUAUGUGCCUGUCUCCCCAUGCUCCGCGCUCCAUUCGUCCGCCUCUUUGGACCACUUUUUGGUUCGGUAGCCACCAAGGCCACCUCGAAGCGGCGGUCGUACCCCAUGGACUGGAAGAGCAACCACGGGCCAGCUGGCACUGGAAAUGAGAGUAAGGUAUCUGGUAAAAGUGCAUCUGAGCGCGAAAGCGAAGAUGAUGCAUUGCCACCAAGUAGACCGAGUGAGCUCGGCCGCCGGGGCAGUGGCAUCUUUGUCACGAACGAGUUCAGUAUUGAGCGCAACGAGUUACAAAAGCAAGAGACAGAGACACGGUCGUGCGAACAAGAUGGCGACACUAACACUGCGCUGAGUGUGAACGAGGACAGGCCAGGUGGCAAGAGUCCCUUCUACCACGUCUAAGCAAAAGGACCAUAUUGCUUCUUCUCGUCCCAGUGCUGUAACAUUUCAGCACUAGCUCUGCAUGAUAAAAUAUGCAGAUUGCCGUCUAGCAGACAAGCUACACCUCUCGCCGACAUGCGUAUCACGAUCUUCAGCGUUUCCAUCGGAAGGCGCCUCUCUAGUGUUCUUUCGGUCCUAUACCGCAUAGCCGCUAGCGAACG
Messenger RNA from Alternaria alternata, 1881 nucleotides. RefSeq lists its product as hypothetical. Lineage: Eukaryota; Fungi; Ascomycota; Dothideomycetes; Pleosporales; Pleosporaceae. Bases 497 to 1681 code for a protein of 394 amino acids. The record is from RefSeq and is a predicted model, not a curated record. The transcript has 5 exons.